Molecule: messenger RNA, 6031 nt
Organism: Silurus meridionalis
Lineage: Eukaryota; Metazoa; Chordata; Actinopteri; Siluriformes; Siluridae
Product: protein FAM181B
Exons: 1
Coding region: 3863-4831 (322 amino acids)
Source: RefSeq, a predicted model, not a curated record
AAAUGUCUAAUUUCCUGCUCUUCCUCGGCUGCUCUUAUGUGAUUUAAUGAAAAUGCUGCAACAGACGCUGAGCAAUAAAGUGGCUAGUGGGAGGCUAGUAGUGUAAAGCAAGGAGACCAUGCCCCAUGCAGUCGUAGCCACAGGACUCCCCCAGGCUCCAUUCAUUCAUUGGCAACUCAAACCACUCCGAAUUGCUGUACCUUGACAUCCCUUCAUCUGCCCCCUGCCAGUAGGAUUAUUAAUACUACAGCAUGAGUGCAGAAGAGUAUUUGGGCUUGAUGGUGAGCUAAGGUUGAGGGGUGAGGCUUUGGAGACAAAGUGACAUUUGAAUGAAAUGAAGUGAUGAAUGAUAAUCAACCAUCAUUAAAUGUUGGAAGCUCCUAGGAGGAAUGUAGUAGAAUUAUGACUAUGGUUGGGGCAUCUGCAGGUAUUUGUUGGAAGAACACAUUGAUUUGAUUCAUUUUGGAUCAUAAAGCUUUAUUGGCAUUAUUGCCUAUCUAGAACAAUGACUUAACCACUUUGGCUAUUUGUGCAAAAGAGCAGUGUACAGAUAAGUAUUCAUUGCUAUUUAUAUCGUUACUUGCUUAUUUUCAAGAAUGAAUGUAAUAUAUAUCAUUAAAUAAAAGGCUAACUUUAUUUACUGGCACACUAUUUAAAAUCCUUAAUGUAGGAUUGUGGGCUGGGAUAGACUUAUGCUAUUACAUUCCGUGUAGUUGGUUAUAUUUUGCAUCAAAUUUCAAAUGUGUAGAUUUAGAUAAACUAGAUAUUUUCAGCAAGACAUGAUCUUUCACUUUUUUAUAAAUGAAAAAAAAAAAAACUUGGAUUGUAAAGCAGCCAAUAAUGUGGUCAAUAUCUCAACAUUUCACAAGACAGACAUACAUUUUAGCAUCCUUUCUUCUUAUCUGACACAUCCAUCAAUCAAAUUUGUUAUUAGUAUUCUGCUGACCCUUAAGAGUAUAGGCUGUGUCACUGCUAAUGGAGACCACACACUAGUGAAAAGAGAUUAGGUGUGUGUGUCUGUGUCUGUGUGUGUUUCUGUGUGUGUGUGUCUGUCUGUCUACAUAUGAUGGGGCAGAACAUGGUGUCCUAGAGGUAAAAGAGGGAAAUGGAGAAAACCUCACAGUGGGUGCUGAGUUUGUAAAUUCCCUGGACAGAAGGCGUGGUACACAGUGUGAAACGAUAAGCAAACAAUAUACAAUCUGUUUGCUGAAUCGGCUUUCCAGGGAUGUGAAUUGAAAGCAGAAAGAUGAAUGGUGUUCCUUUGCUUGCCUCAUUUGUUCUCCCACUAGAACACUUGUUCACCUCAAUUUGACCUUCAGUUACUGUUUGGUUCUUUUAAUAAUUUGUUUUAUGUGAGUUAAAAUGAACAUUCGUCUUUUGUAAAACAGCUGUGUGUCAGAGGUUUUAGACUUGUUUUUGUUUGCUUUCCCCAGUAAGUGCUGGUUCCAGACAAAACAGUCUGGGAACAUUUUGGAAGUUCAAGUGGAUACAAAUUCCUUCUUGUGUGUUUUCUUUAAUGCAAUGCAAUUCUCUUUUCCCUUGUCACUUGCCAGUAUUCAGCUCCCCACCCCCUCUGAUCUCCUCAUCCUUUCUGUGGCCAUAGAAACUAGUUUCCGGAAUCAGUGCGUCAGGCCCUCAAAUCUGAAUGACUAGCAUGUACAAAAGCUUUGUGCAGGAAGAGGAGAAAAUAUCAGCCAUCAGUUUGGUGAUGUCAUUGUGCCAAAAUUAGGCCUUGAAAGAAAGAGGAGGAUGUGGAAACUGGUUUUAAAAGAAAUGAAUAGGCUAAGUACACUGCCAAGGCCUUCAUGUUUAAGCUCGAAUGAUUACGGAAUUUAAUGUAAAUUAUGCUUUAAAACACCAAUGUAAGAUCAUCUUUUAAAACAUAGCACAAGCAGAGCUAAACAAUUAUUUAUAUGUUUUUACUUUAAAAGAGGAAAUAAGAAAAACAGGUUUAUACUGAACAGCUUUUUUCCCAAACUGUUGCUAUUUAUCCACUGUUGUGCAGCUGUUAAUUGUAAGGCGAUUGCACUUCCAUUCAGGCCUGUAGCUUGAGCUGGACUACAGAUAAUUAGAUCAGUACUAUCAGUUUCACUGUUCCUUUUCUUUAUUUGAAUUUACAUGAUAAUAACUCUCUCUUGACGGUCCCUCUUUCUCAAAAGUGCUUAGGCUUUUUUUUACUCCCCUCUUUAAACAUCCAAAUGAUUCACUGCAUCACCUUAAUAUGCACUUGUGGAGGGGGUGAGGGGCGAGGGGGUUAGUAAUGCCUGGGAAAAUUGCAAAAAAGAUAAAAAAUCGAACAAAAGCAUGGGACUACAUAAGCACAAAUUUUAAUGAGUAAUUGGGUUGAAACAAUAAAGGAGUCCUGCAUAGGUAAAAAUGCCAUAACAAUGUUGUGUACAGUACAUAUUAAGUAGCUCUUAAGAUGCAGACAUGCUGACUUGCUUUGUACAUUAAUACCAUUUCUGUGAUUGGAUCAAUUAAUGCCAUUUUAAAUGAUGAUUUUUUUUUUUAAUUCCGUCACAGCCCAGUCUUGUGCCUUUUUCAUUUAGCCAGGAACAGCCUUGGGCCCCUAUAGACAUUUCACUGUUGUUUCAUCUCCUUUUUCUGCAUUCACUGUUAGCCAAGAAACUUCCUGUAAAUACUGGAUUAUUUACAGCAGCCGUUAUAGUCAUACCCAGGAUUUCUUAAGGUCAGCAUUACUUUUGGCACACUGGGCUCAAACUGCACUUUGGUCCCCUUUAAUUUAACAGCUCCGGCAGCUUUUCUAGUUAAAUCGACUGUUCAUUAUUGAGCCCCAUUUUACGAAGGGGCUGUGAGGUGCAGUUUAAUGAAUCUCUGGCACAAAGAUCCCUUUCACUGCAGAAGGAAGAAUAGAAGCUAUUUAGGCCCUGUAGGGUUGUAUGUCAAAGGCAGCCCAUAAUAGUUGUCAGGCAGAGGCUAAAAUUCCCACUGGUGCAGGGAUCAACUUUUACCACUAACUGAUUAAGACACAAGUAGGAAGUUAGGGGGAAUCCAUACCAGCUUGAAAACACAUACUUUUCAGUUAUUUGCAUUAUGAUUCGUUCAUUUAAUAGUUAUAUGUACCACAUAUACACACAAUAUAUAUAUUCAGGCUUUAGUGAAAAUGGAUGCUUCAACUUUAAAGUCUCAAACAAUUGUGUUUAGUUGUACUCUUGCAUUUUGGAGGAGCUAAUUUGUAGAAUAUCCACAGGCAAUUGAAAAAAAAGCAUUUAUUCAUAUAUUAGAGACCGUUAACAAACAAGGAAAAAAGAAUGUGUUAUAGGUAUAUGGCUAAAUACCUGUAUACCACACAAUUAAUAAUACAUUCAAUACACAUUACAUGUAAUUAACAGCAAUUUUAUUUCUUUAACCCUCAAAAAUUAAUGCCUUCAUGUUUUUUUUCUGUUCAUGUCUGGAUAUAUUUUAAAGUAUUUUUGAACUUUCACUGCCAUUAAUGUCAGGACAUUGUUCUGAUCAUAAACACAGUGAGAACUGCUUUGGAUGGUUUAGCAGCUAGCUAUUGUCUUAUUGCUCAGUGGGAUGCCUUGGGCAAAUCCCUCUUAGUUGCAGGUGGUCAGGCGUGAGCAAAGAGUUAAGUCCUGGGGUCCUUCUGCUCCUCCCUCCUAAUGUCUUGACAUCAUUGGCCCUGCCUCCAAGAAAUCUCCUUGCUUUCCCCCAAAGUGUGUUUUUCAGUCCUGCUUUCACGAGAGUAAGAAGGAAACACUGUGUGCACCCAGUGUAAGGACCAAGGGUUAGCAUAUAUUUGGUGCACAGGAACUAAAAACUAUGUUGUAAUGAUCUAAAGAACUUUUGGGAUUAAGAGUGGACAUCUUGUCUUGUGUUGUAUGUGGUUCAGAAGGAGAUGGCUGUUCAGGCUGCCAUCAUGAACUCACAGUUCCUUAAUUUCUGUUUUCCUGGUUCGGUUAUGGAGUACGAGGUGGAGAAGGGUCUGGAUGGAGCAUUUCUGGGUGACGUGGACUGUGAGGGAGACUUCAGGGAGGCGACUAGUGACUUGCUCAGCUUCAUUGACUCUGCAUCCAGUAACAUCAAAUUGGCACUUGAUAAACCAGUCAAGUCCAAGAGGAAAGUCAACCACCGCAAGUAUCUACAGAAGCAGAUCAAAAGAUGUACAGGAAUUAUGGGACUGGGGAACGGAUCACCUCAGGAGACUUGCAAAAGUCCUGAUUCCACUCCAACUGCAACAAGCAUCAUUCAAAACAAAACACCCAAGCGUGAUGUAGCUCAGGCCAACCUGCAAAGCAAAAGUUUGGCUGCUCUUUUCAAUCAUGCAAAGGAUUUGCGAGGAGAGAAGACAAAAAAGCCUCCACUCAGACACAGAAAUCUGCCACCAUCUUUCUUCACAGAGCCAGCUAAUAGUGCCAGAGUUACAUCUACUUCUGGCAUGUCCCUCAAAGAUCUUGAACGGGGAAAUCCAGAUGCAACAGAGUUCUUUGAGCUCCUGGGGCCUGACUACAGCAACAUGGUCUUUGAGCAGGAGCUGUUCCACACUAUGCCCAAUAGGCUCCAACAGCAGGGAGUCACAGGACUGGAACCAAUCUCUUUUGAUUCCCACAAUUUGGUAACAGGUGGUUUUCUGUAUGCAGAACCAUGGGCUACAAGUGGUGGUGUGUCCAGAAAAACAGCGGACAUAAAGACAGUUCCAGGGCAGUCAUCCCUAUAUGACAACACAGACUCAUCUUGCCCAGUGCCUUUGGAGCAGAAUUCUACAUGUUCACUCACCUUUCCAAACUUCUUUACAGACUGCUCAGUGUCCCAGGCCUCAUAUGAUCUGUCUAGUGGAUACAGCCGAGGUAGCUUUCAAUCUCUUUGAGAUGGAAUUUCUUUUUUACUUUUUAUUUUUAUAAACAAAAAGCUGCAAAAAAUUAACUAUGCAUCUACAUGAUGAUUACUCAAAAGGAACAUUUUGGACCAACUUAUUUGUUGAAAUGUUUGUUUUAACCUGUGCAGAGAGAUAAUCUUGCUGCUUACUUGAUGUCAGGGACUUUUACAACAAUCUUGAAAAGCGUAAUGUUCAACAGGACUUGGAAGUUAUACCACACAUAUAAAUAAAUAUGAUAUUGGUAUGGGAUUUAACUAAUAAUGUUAAAAAGUGUUUUUAUACACUUUUUCAUAGAGGUGAAGUAAUUUUGGAUAGGGUGAGUUGUUUUUAGAAUAUUAUCUCAGGGUGUUAUUUCACUUGUUUCCAUAUAUUGAAAACUAACUAUAAUCAUGUAGUCUGAAAAUGAAAAGAAAAAAAGCCAAUUUUUUAAAACAAUUGUUAACUGUUACAUUUAUUAAAAAUAAAAACUUAAGUAACUGUGAUUAGAAAAUUGUCUUUUGAUUAAAAGUAUGAAAAUAAAAUUCAUAUUUUUAUACAGCAAUUUGGCUCUUUCAUAUUUGGGAAGAUGCUUGACAUCCUCAUGCAUUUCUCAUGAAAAUUUUUCAGUAGCAAAUUGUACUUAAAUGCUUGCUUAAUAGCAUGUGCACUUGGCUCUCUGCAUUACUGAGUCUAUUUUAUUAUGAGAAAGUUGUAUAUUCCUUUUAAAAAUGAAUAAAAGCAAAUCGUGACUAAAACAGUGGAAGGAAUCUUCAUAGACAGGGACUUGGAUUAUCUUGGAUUAUCUUGGAUAAUCUUGGAUUAUCACUACAGUCUAACAUUGGUUUAGGAUAGAAAAUAUAAGUAGAUAUUGGAUAUUUUAAAUUCCAAUACAUAGUAAAUUUAAAUAUGUAGUAAAAUAAAGUGAUAUAGUUCUUUAUAUGGCGGGUGCCUAGAAUGUAUUUGAAACACGUAUACUGCUGAAAGCACUGACUUCUUGGUUUAUUAUAAAUAACCUCAAACUGUCAACAAAAGCAUAAUUGAAGCAGGUAAAGGAUUGUGUUUUAAGUUCUUACAUUUGACUGCUUUCUUGAUCUAUUUCAAUUUACCUGAUGUAAGCAAUGGAGCAAUAUGUUUGCAGAAAUGUGAAGAAAAUGUAAAAAUUCUGCUUGUUCAGAAUGUAACAAGGCACAAUAAAGCUGGUCUUUAUUUCUC